Molecule: messenger RNA, 587 nt
Organism: Candidula unifasciata
Lineage: Eukaryota; Metazoa; Mollusca; Gastropoda; Stylommatophora; Geomitridae
Source: the annotation of a GenBank genome assembly
AUGCCACUAUCAUCCUCGUCCUCUUCGUCGUCUUCCUCAUCAUUUCCAUCAUCAAACACACACCUGCUGAACCUGGGCAGUAGCCACGCAUCAGCGCUUCACCCCCUCCACCACAAUCACUUUGGCGUUCACCUGGAUCCACUACCUACAUCCUGGGACCUGGUCUGGAACCAAACGGAUACUCUGUGUUUUAACAGGACCAAUGGGAGUUGUGAAUCAUGGGACCUCUUCAACCCAGAAGAGAACGACACCUCAACUCAGGGUCCGGCAACUCUCUUGGACGAGGAAUACAGAUUCUGGACUUUAGUUCUGAUAAUUAUCCCCCUUCUGACCGUCUUCGGCAAUAUCCUGGUUGUGAUGAGCGUCAUCAAAGAGAAGAGCUUGAAGACGGUGACCAACUACUUCAUCUGUUCACUGGCCGUUGCCGACAUCAUGGUCGCUGUCGUCGUCAUGCCAUUCGCUGUAUACAUGGAGGUGAUGAAGUACCGCUGGCUGCUCCACGAUGGGCUGUGUGAUGCCUGGGUAGCCUCGGAUGUUCUCGGCUGUACGGCCUCCAUCCUCAAUCUCACCGCAAUCUGUGUGGACAG